UACACGCACUGACGUAGAGCCGCUUUAAAUACUUCCGCGUGACUGUGACAGCACACCGUCCUCACUGGACACGCGCUGCGCAGCAUCCCUGCCUCAUUUUGGGCCUUGAAACGGAUGGAGCUUGGGUCUCCUCUGGACCUCCAGCCCCGCGGCGCCUGAAGCCUCCCGCAGCCGGGCUCCGCGCUCCCAACCCCCGCAGGAUUCCGCUAAGCAGGCCGCUGAGGACCACCCCUCCGUGAAGUCCCAUGCGAUUCUUCAGACUCACAUUCAAGUGUUUCGUGGAUUGUUUUUGAAGGUCGCUGUGCGUUUUGUGGCGUUUAUUUUUUACGUUUUUUAUUUUUGCAUUUUUCUUCCUAACCCCGUUCUUUUGCACCAACUCUUUGACUGAUCUUUAUUUUAAAAGUGAUUGAAUCCGCGUUCUUCGUGCGUGACUCCGCCGAGGAACAGGUGACAGAGAGAAAGGACUAAAAAGCAGUGAGUGAAAUUUCACACAUAAUCUGUCUCAGCAGCUGCGUUCGCUCGGACCGAGCUCUGGAAGUGCAGCAGCGGGAGGAGGAGAGCUGUUUAGCGGUGACAGGUGAGCGCUGUCCCCGCAGAGACACACGGGACACACGGCUCUAAAUCUGCGGCACCAGGACCGAGGAUUAACGCGACGGAAAUACGAGCGGGCUAUGAGCUGUUAUUAGUGACUUCUAACGAGAUUUUUUGCCCCAGCAGCACAAUUUGCGCCUUACUCAAAAGACUCUUGUCACACACUAAUUUCUUUAAUCGGAUUUUAAUCGUUUUAUUCGACUAAUCACCGACUCUUUUUACGCUUGCAACCGGAUUUGAUCUCACACUGGCUGCUGCUCAUAAAUGACUGGUAAUUGGAUUUUUUAUUUAAUCUCCAAGUGCAAAAUUAGUCCUAAACUACAGAAAUAGUCAUUUCACCUGCUGCUUAUUCUAGAGCAGCCCAUAACACACAUAGGCCAAUUAUUCCAGACUAAAAGAGUAGAUCUUAUUGACUAUUUCAGAUUUAGAGUUUGACAUCUAUUUCUUGUAAGAACAGGUACUUAUUCUGUAUCCUACUUAUUUCAACUAUAUUAAGAAUCUGAAAUAAUUUAGUGGUUUGGGACAUUUUAGAAGUGGCAUUGGUCAGUUUAACUUUGCCCAAAUCUUUGUUAAAACAUUGAAAUUCUUAAAAUUCAUAAAAAGAUAUUUGUUUAACGGCGAACCGCUCUGUGGACUGUGAAAGUGACAGUGAAAGAUUCAAGCCGAUUUUUAGAGCUAUAAACUUUUGUGCUCUUUUAAACCUCCCUGAGCAAUGGAGAACUCUGAGAAACACUCACUUCCUGCGUCAGCGUCCUCCACACUACUGGACGAAUUAAACAAAAAGUCACACUUCGCGGCCAAUGGUGGCAGCAGCCAUCUUUACUCUGUGCCCAGUGCAAACGGCUCACUCGUGGCCACUGUGGCGAUGGGAGGUGUGACCUGUCCUGAGAAGAAAGGGGGCGUGGUCACAGGUGGCACCGGGGCUGCGCCAGGUGCGUAUCCAGAGCGGGAAACAUGGACCCGACAAAUGGACUUCAUCAUGAGCUGUGUGGGUUUUGCUGUCGGCCUCGGAAACGUCUGGAGGUUUCCGUACCUGUGCUACAAGAACGGAGGAGGUGUGUUCCUGAUCCCCUACCUUCUGAUCGUUUUCGUCGGUGGGAUUCCGAUCUUUUUCCUGGAGAUCGCUCUGGGCCAGUUUAUGAAGGCGGGAAGCAUCAACGUGUGGAACAUCGCUCCGCUUUUUAAAGGUCUGGGCUACGCGUCCAUGGUGAUCGUCUUCUUCUGUAACACCUACUACAUUAUGGUGCUGGCCUGGGGCUUCUAUUACAUGAUCCACUCGUUCACGUCCACUCUGCCCUGGUCCACCUGCGACAACCCCUGGAACACGCCCAGCUGCAGCGAGAUCUUCCAACAGGCCGCCUGCAACAACAGCCACACCAACGGCAGCAUCGUUAACUCCACCUUGGUUAACGUGAGCAUCGCGGCCAACCAGACCUGCGAAGUGGGCCGCUCCCCCAUCAUCGAGUUCUGGGAGUGA
This is a messenger RNA of Boleophthalmus pectinirostris (great blue-spotted mudskipper), 2068 nucleotides long. RefSeq names its product solute carrier family 6 member 8 (gene slc6a8). Gene Ontology annotation, cellular component: membrane. The transcript is spliced from 3 exons. The record is from RefSeq and is a predicted model, not a curated record. Gene Ontology annotation, biological process: sodium ion transmembrane transport. NCBI's taxonomy places the organism in Eukaryota, Metazoa, Chordata, Actinopteri, Gobiiformes, Gobiidae. The coding region runs from base 1304 to 2068 and encodes 254 amino acids.